AAAUAUUGUGUCAAAAAUCAAAAAUGGUUGUCAGGCUAACAACGUAAACAGAACUAUUUGAAAAAAUAAUCAAAUUACAGUCAUGAGUAACCGAAAUCCAAAUACAUUAAUGAGUGUUCCAGACGAACAAUUUGAUUACUUAUUCAAAAUUGUGCUCAUCGGUGAUUGUGGUACAGGAAAAACAUGUAUUGUGCAACGAUUGAAAUCCGGAAAUUUUAUUGAAAGGCACGGAAAUACAAUAGGCGUAGACUUUUCUAUGAAAACUUUAAUUGUCGACGGAAAGAGGGUCAAGCUUCAAAUAUGGGAUACGGCGGGACAAGAGCGUUUCCGGACAAUUACGCAAAGUUACUAUCGCUCAGCAAACGGAGUAAUUAUAGUGUAUGACAUAACAAAGAGGUCCACUUUUUUGUCAUUACAAAAAUGGAUUGAAGAAGUGAGAAGGUAUACCUCAUCUAAUGUUAUUGUCUCCCUGAUUGGCAAUAAAUGUGAUUUAACAGACCAGCGUGAAGUGGAAGCAGAUGAACCUAAAUCCUUCUGUCGCUAUGUACCGGAGAUUAUGUUUGUAAUGGAAACCUCUGCUAAAGACAAUACUAAUGUUGAAGAUACAUUUCGUAGCUUGGCUACGGAGUUAAAGAGACAACAUGAUAAGAGUGAAGGUCCACAUCCAGAUCAAGACUCGGUAGUUCUCGGUGAAAGCCAUUCUAUCAGCAGGUGUCAACCUUGUCGUUCAUCAUAGUACUUGGUAUUUAUUAUUGAUAAAAUCAACACAAAUAAGUGAUUUUUCCUCGGCUAUGUAUAGUAACAACGGUCACAAGUCAAGCUUUAUCAUUUAGUUUUUUAUUUAGUUAGGUGAACAUAGUAAAGUUAGAAGUGACAUUCUUGUUGAAUGACACAAAUACACAGUGAUAUCAAUUUCAUUUUUUGCACAUUAUUAAAUGUUUGAUGAGUAUGAAAAUAUUUAGAAGUGUUUUUGAGUGGAAAUAAUAGAAGUAGUCAAAUAUACAAAAUAGUGAAUGUUAUGGAACUUUCAGAAUGUUUAUCACCUUUGGGUCUUUAAAUUAUCUCCGCACUUUAUUUUGAAUCUCAUUGUCAGAUGUGAUUUUUUUUUAAAUUAAAAAUGAAUGUAUUUAGAAAAAUGCUACGAAGCUUUGAUAUUAAGUUGUCUUGCCAUUAUAAAAAAUAAAUGUAAAAAGUCAGCAAGGGGUUAAACUAAGCAUUUAUCUUGACAAAUGUUUGAGGUACAGUUGCGGAAUCUAGUGGUGUCCCACCCUAAAACUAUAUGAUUGAAGAUUUUGUAUUCAUUGACACGACGACACGGGUCAUUAACAAAUAUGACGCGGAUAGUGUUUGUGUCAAAAAGGUCUGUCAGUGGUACAAGGCUAAUUGCUUUUUAUUAUUAUCUCAUUGUUUUUUUUAUGUCACUCCUACCAGAUUGUUUAUUUAUAAGAGUCGAAGUUUUAAGUGGAACACCAAGGAUUUCCGCGACUACAAAAAAUAGACAGUAAAAAAAUCAAAUCGCUUUUUCUGGUAAACAUAACAGUAGUGAAAUAAUUCUGUAAUUUUGAGAAUAAUGUUUAACAGUAGAUUAGAUUAUAUGUAUAUUUGGUUACUCAAUGUUAUAAAAAUAACUUUGGACAUCCUUGUUGCCUUUUAAAA
This is a messenger RNA of Papilio polytes (common Mormon), 1656 nucleotides long. It is a transcript of the gene Rab19, whose product is annotated as ras-related protein Rab-43. Gene Ontology annotation, cellular component: trans-Golgi network. The transcript has 4 exons. NCBI's taxonomy places the organism in Eukaryota, Metazoa, Arthropoda, Insecta, Lepidoptera, Papilionidae. The record is from RefSeq and is a predicted model, not a curated record. Gene Ontology annotation, molecular function: GTPase activity; GTP binding. The coding region runs from base 83 to 736 and encodes 217 amino acids.